AUUCGCCCAUCAGCGCCUGAAAACACGACUCACCAUUCCAUCAACACCAAAGAAAACUUUCCACCAACUCGAGGCGCAGGAUCAUACUUCUUUGCGACCCAACACCAAAAAAAAUCAAAAAUGGCACCAGCAACAGUACGUACAUGAACCAUGCGCUUUGCUGUUGGCCCGCCUCGAAAGAGGUUGCGGCGUGAUACAGUAGGCUAAGAUUCAAUGUAGAAAUCCGGAGCAAAGGGCAAGCAGGCCAAGGUCACCAAGAAGGUAAUUCCCAACUCUCUCUCUCUCUGUUACAAUUCGUGUGUAUCUGCGAAGUACGAAAGCUAACAGUGACGCUGUAACAGUUCAUCAUCAACGCUUCCCAACCGGCCAGCGACAAGAUCUUCGACGUGUCCGCUUUCGAGAAGUUCCUCCAGGACAAGAUCAAGGUCGACAACCGAGUCGGAAACCUCGGGGAUGCUGUCAAGAUCCAACAGAUUGGCGAUGGAAAGAUUGAGGUCAUUGCACACAUCGAUUUCUCUGGUAGAUACCUCAAGUACUUGUACGUUGGCUCCCCUACCCCACCUUCACACAUCUUCGAAGAAAUAUGUGUUAAUUGGGUAUGUGAGUAGGACCAAGAAGUUCCUCAAGAAGCAACAACUCCGUGAUUGGCUCCGUGUUGUUUCUACCUCCAAGGGUGUCUAUGAGCUCCGCUUCUUCAACGUCGUCAACGACGAUGCUGAGGAUGAUGAUGAGUAAAGAACCGAAAUCAAAAUAUAAGG
Hymenoscyphus albidus is the source of this 758-nucleotide messenger RNA. The record is from the annotation of a GenBank genome assembly. Lineage: Eukaryota; Fungi; Ascomycota; Leotiomycetes; Helotiales; Helotiaceae.